Molecule: messenger RNA, 2784 nt
Organism: Paramormyrops kingsleyae
Lineage: Eukaryota; Metazoa; Chordata; Actinopteri; Osteoglossiformes; Mormyridae
Source: RefSeq, a predicted model, not a curated record
UACAAGGAACUGAACAUAUUUUAAGUAAAUAUUAUGGCAUGGUCGUAGUUUGUGUUUUUUUACCAGUGUUUUAGAUUAGAUUAAUUAAAUUAUUUUUUGCGAUGUAUUAUGUACAAUAUUGGAGACAUGCAGAUCUGGUUUUUCCCAGUAAGCGGAACCGCGGGGGUUGUACGGGACUGCAUCUUUAACACUGAGAAGUAGGGGGGCACCCAUCGCGUAAGCAGCCCUCCGGAGAGGGCAGCCGGCCGCCACCGCACCACGUAGCCGACCGGCAACUCAGCAACCCGAAAGAGCUGUGAUCCAGUGGGGGCAUCGGCGGGGCUGGCGGAGGCUCGCAGCACAGCGGAUCAGCCCCCGCAGCUCUGCUUGCGCCCUAAUUAAGGAGCACCGCGCAUUUUCUUUGUUGUGCCUGAAGCGAGGUGGACUUUCUUGCGGAGGCAUAUCCAUGGAGUUUUAUACUUAAAGGAGCGAUUUCCUGGAGUAGCCUGCCGAAGUUUCAGGGCAGUCAUGCAGCUCCCCGCUGCCUCGCCCGCGCAGACGGGCGUAAAAGCCAAAUAGGACGAUCCCCGCUUCGUACCAGCCGCUGCCGGACAGAGGUUCGGUUCGGGUCCCCUCGGCCGUUUCGGGGCGUCGGAAUGAGAAACCCCCAGCUUUACCGGCUGGUUCUGGGGGGAUGUCUGGGUUCCUUUAUCAUCGUGAUCUUCUACUUCCAGAUCAACUUGAAAUCAGCAGAGCAGGGCACCCGUUGGGCUGGCUGGCACUGGAAGUCCGGGAGAAGCCCCCUCCAGAUGUUAUACCACGGUGAUCAGCCUGAGCUGUCCAUCCCUCAGAUGACCCACCAGGCGCGGCGAGAGCUGCUGGAGGAGGUGUGCCGCUCCUACACCCGGAAACGGCGCGUCCUCGUGCAGGAGGACCUCAAGCACUUGAUUGUGGACGACCAGCACGGGCUGCUGUACUGCUAUGUGCCCAAGGUUGCCUGCACCAACUGGAAGCGAGUGCUGAUGGUGCUGACGGGUGGGGGCCGCUACAGCGACCCGCUGCAGAUCCCGGCCAACGAGGCGCAUGUGCCCAGCAACCUGCGCACGCUGUCAGAGUACAGCCCCGGCGAGAUCAACCAGCGGCUGCGCAGCUACUUGAAGUUCGUAUUCGUGCGCGAGCCCUUCGAGCGCCUCGUCUCUGCCUACCGCAACAAGUUCACGCGCAGCUAUAACACGGCCUUCCACAAGCGCUACGGUACCAAGAUCGUCCGCCGGCACCGCGCCGAUCCCCGGCCUGAGGCGCUGGAGCGCGGCGACGACGUCUCUUUUGAGGAGUUUGUGCGCUACCUGGCAGACCCGCGGACGCAGCAGGAGGAGCCGCUGAACGAGCACUGGGAGCGCGUGCACUCACUUUGCCACCCGUGCCUCAUCCACUAUGACGUGGUGGGAAAGUACGAGACGCUGGAGCAGGACUCGCGCUACGUGCUGCAGCUGGCCGGCGUCAAGCACGAGGUGCGCUUCCCUGCCUCCGCCCAGAGCGCCAGGACCUCGGAGGACAUGGCUGCCCGCUUCUUCCGCAACAUUGGCCCCCUCUACCAGAGAAAGCUCUACAGCCUCUACAGAAUGGACUUCCUGCUGUUCAACUACUCCGCUCCGGCUUACUUGAAAUUCAGACUACAUUAACUACCCCAACGGGGCUUGUGGGAGUAUUAUUUACACAAAAAUGUUCUGAGGGCAGAACGAAAAAUGAUGGUUCAGAGAAAUAACCAAUCAGAUUUUAGAGGAGGUGGGGACUAAGACAUCUGAUUGGUUUAGUUGUAAAACUAAACCAAUCUAAGUAACUGGCUGGCUGCCAGUUACUUAGAGCCUGCACAUUUGUAUAGACGGUAUGCUAGCGUGUAAAUUGCAGCACCGGCAUCACUGUCAGCCGAAGGUGGUUUUUAAUAUUUUUUUCCCCUUUUUUCAGUGGGGUUUGGACUUUGAGGUCCAGCAGUUUCCUGUUUAUCCUCCUGAGAUUCAUGGAAACAAAGUUCACUUUAAUAUUGAUUAAAAUUUUGAUUUGACUGGAAGAGGAAUUUGGCAAGGUCACAUGUGAUGCCAUCAUAAAGCUCUAACUGUCCUCUUUAAGGAACAACAAUAGAGUGUAAAGUAUGAGAGAUAUGAGCAAAAACAUAAUUUCCUCGAUGGAGGAAAAAAUGAAUUGCUGGAACUCAGGAGGAUUUUAUAAACGUGAAUAUAAAUACAACGACAAAAUGGCAACAUCCUGAACUUGGAUAUUCGCUGCUCUGUCCCACCUAGAGCCAAAACUUCAUCUCUUCAGUGCCUUGAAAACAUGGACAGGAUGGAGGACUUGUUCUUUUCUUUAAACAUCAUAGUGAGUUCAGAGAUGCUGUUUGUUAUAUUUAUAUAUUUCGCCCUCCACUGUUGAUAUAUUUAUUGCUGGUGAGAACUUGAGGGACCCACACAUCGGUUAUUCUGUAAACUAGGGCGUAAAAAUGUGUCCUUACUUUUUACUGCCUUUGGGAGACGGCUCACCAGAUUUUGCUGGUUAUAAUCGGUGGGUCAACACUGGCAGCCUUUAGCAUAUUGAUAUUAUUCCCAAGGGAAGGAAACGGAGCCUUUUAAAAAUGCACAAAUGUCAUGCUGUUGCUCCAGCGAGCCUCUGCCCUUCCGGAGCAUUCCAGCUGCAGCAGAGAGCUCUGAAGUGAAAACUGCAGCUGUGUGUUUUUUAAUGUCUCCUCUCCUUACCCCUCCUCUCCUCACCCCUUCUCUCCCCUCCCCAUCUCUCCUCACCCCUUCUCUCCCC